This is a messenger RNA of Gymnodraco acuticeps, 3601 nucleotides long. Its product is annotated as Krueppel-like factor 15. Gene Ontology annotation, molecular function: DNA-binding transcription factor activity, RNA polymerase II-specific; RNA polymerase II cis-regulatory region sequence-specific DNA binding. The coding region runs from base 331 to 1548 and encodes 405 amino acids. The transcript has 5 exons. Gene Ontology annotation, biological process: regulation of transcription by RNA polymerase II. Lineage: Eukaryota; Metazoa; Chordata; Actinopteri; Perciformes; Bathydraconidae. The record is from RefSeq and is a predicted model, not a curated record.
AGAGUUGUGCAGCAAUGCUUGUCACGUGACGCUGGGAAAAAGGAAUGCCAACAUGGACCCGUGGCAAGGACGGGAUGUGAGUGUGCUACGACAAUAACACGACGGAGGAACACAGAAACGCGGAAAAUAGAAGAACCCCUUCGACGGUGCGGCUCGUUCUCCACCGAGUUACUGCAGUAAAUUCAGGUUCUGACUCUGGGGACAGAAAGCUGACCAGUCCCUGAAGACCUGAGAGAUCUGGAUGGUUCAUCAUUUAGCAGGAGGUUUCUGUGAUCCCUCUUCUGGAUCGUGUUUCCUCAACAGCCUCUCCUCUGCGUUUGGUCUGGAUCAAUGGUGUCUCUCAGCAGCAGAACGCUGAGUUUGGAGAAUGACCUGUUCAGGGACAGCAGCAGCCUGUUCUCCCUCGGCCUGGGAGACAGCGAGGGGGGCAGCUCGGCCGGGGAGCUGGGGGCGAUGCACCGAGGAGAGGAGGAGGAUGAGGAGGAAGAAGAUGAUGAUGAGGACGAGAAGAUGAGUCUGCACAUCUUUCUAGGAGGAGCGGAGGAUGGCGAUGAGGAGGAACCUGCGAGUCACGAGCCUAAGCUGCCAGAUUUCCCUUUCCAUCCCUCUUCCCCGUUUUCUCCCACGCUGGAAGACAUCGAGGAGUUCUUGAGGGAAAAGAUGGAACUUGUCAAAGAGGGUCUUCUUGUCCCAAAAGACGAGGGUCUUCUUCUUAUUCCAAAAGAAGAAGCGUCCCCUCUGCCAUGCAGUGACUCUCCAUCCUCCACUUUGACACCCGAAGCCUCCUCAGACACUUGCCGUGAUCAAGGGAAGGUUGCUUCUCAUUGCACUUCAAGUUUCCUUAAAAAGGAGGAAAUCAGCGCAGAAGACCACUCCCCUUCUGCUCAACGUAACCCCUCACCUUCCUCCCAAAUGCUCCUUGGUGCCCCGUUGGUUCUGCAGCUACAGCCCCUAUCUCCAACCCCCGCUGGCUCUCCUCCAGGGGCCCAAAGUGGCAUCUGGCUCACUCAUCUGGUCAUGGGCCUCCAGGGUGCAAGAGGACAAAAUGUCACCCUGCUGAACCCCACCACCACCUUGUUGUCUCUAAACAGCGGAGACAACAAGUCAGCUGACCAGAAGUACGUGAGGAUCGCCCCCCUGCCCUUCACUAUGAGAACUCUAGAGAUCAAGGGCCUGACGGGGGUUGGGGGUCAGGGCACUGAGCUGUUGAAGGCCAUGACCCCCCGGGUGAGCAGACUGCCACCCACAGAGAGGGUCCACAAGUGCUCCCACCCAGGCUGCGGGAAGAUGUACACCAAGAGCAGCCAUCUGAAGGCUCACUUCCGCCGGCAUACGGGAGAGAAGCCGUACACGUGCAGCUGGCCCGACUGCGGCUGGAGGUUUUCCCGAUCUGACGAACUUUCCCGCCACCGCCGCUCUCACUCCGGCAUCAAGCCAUACGAGUGCUCCCUCUGCGAGAAGAAGUUUGCCCGCAGCGACCACCUAUCCAAACACACCAAGGUCCACCGCAGCUCCAGACCCGGCAGGAUCCUCAAGGCCACCAUGUGACGCUCUUUAGCCUAAACACCCUGGAGGAGGGGGUCCGGGUCUCCCUCAGGAUAUUUUUGGUGCUUCACAAGCAGAACUUUUAAAAGAAUUGUGAGAGCUGGAUGCUGUUUCUUCCCCUCCUCCUAUUUGGCUUUCUCUCCCCCCCUGCUGUUUAAAUGUCACUGUUCCUUCUGAGCAUCUGAUUCUCCUCAGGAAACCCCCAUCUGAAAGUGGAUUUCCUGGCACACAAUGCAAAACACCUAACAGGAGACCGUUUUUACAGGGGCCCCUCUUGCAAACCACUCAAGCUAACCUACUAUCUGCUGUUCAAGAAGCAAUAGGAGUGUCUGUAACUCUAUAAUCCUCUUUUUACUUCCGUGAUUCUUCCUCGAAGCCAAACUUCAGGGUCCAUGGAUUAAGCUUCCAUUUUAUACGCUGUUGAAAGGGACAUUUUAAUGUUCAUGUGUCUCAUCAUACGACAUGUGGCAGUGGCAGAGCGUGACAGCCAUCACAUGAGGGUGAAAUUCUGAUCUCCCCUAAACGCUUUCACGCUGAAUGAACUCUUGAUAUUAGGAGAAAAUGCGGAGACAUCGUCAGACUUACAUUUUGGCCAAACUGAGAAAACUUCCGAUGUUGAACGCAUCCCACCCUGGCCUUCGUUGCACUUGUCCAAUCAUAAUCCAUCUCAUUUGACCCCGUAUGCCUUUUCUCUCAGCCCCGGUUCACUCUAAUCUCUAUUGAUGCCUUCGUACAUAUCACAAAACCACCUCACUUGAUCCUACUGUUAUCAUACGACUGCUCUUAUUGACUGUGAUUGGGAACUGGGAAGUUGACAAACCAGAAAACCCUGAAAAGCACGAAAGCGACACCCACGACAGUUUUUAAGCUCUUUUGUUCUGGGAAAUUCCCUUGCUACCAUUGUGCAGCCGACUUCUGUCUGGCCAAUCACAGCUACUACUACUACUACUGUUAUGUUUUGGCUCAACGGUGCAAAAGUGAGGCGAAACAGUUACAUGUAUGUUGGUUAUAGUAGCAAGAAAAGCUAAUAGUUUAAACAGCUGGAUAGGCAGUUAACAUCUACUUAAUCAUCUGUAUUAGCAUACUCAUAAAUAUGUGUACCGUAACAUAAAGGACAAAGAUAACAUGUACAGCUUGUAGCCUUUAUAUAUAGAUGUGUUUGUUUUUUUUAAUCGAUGAGGAUUUUUCAAUCAGUGCAUUAAGCUAUUCAAAUGUGUUUCCGGAGAGAGGGUUUUUGGUAUUUUUAUGUGAGUUUGAUUGUAGCGUGAUCAAUCUGUGGAAUGUCAGACUGAUUAUGGUCUGGGAUUUGGAGUCCCAUUCACACAUCAUUAAGCUGAGUCUCAAGUGCACUUGUGUUCGUGGAAAGUGAGAAAAACAGUCAUUGUGCUCUUCUGGCAGUUUCAUAACAUGUAUACCUUUGGAACGGUAAAAUGCCAAAAAAAAAGAUUAUAAAUAUUUUCUAAGGAACUGUGCAAUGCAGUCACUAUUAUCAUGUGUUCUUUAAAACACGUCGAUGCUUGUAAAGCUACCAGUGCUUCACAUGAAGAGACUAUUCAUUACGCUUCACAGAACUGACUCGUCUCUGUUGAAGCAGCACUCACUGGCUAACCUAACUUUCAUUUUUACGGGCUUUUGGAUCAACUCAAAAGCAGAGCACUCCCUGCAUGUAGCGGUGUACAUUUACACUUCCUCCAUAUCUCUGUCUCUUAGCAUAAUGGAUACAUUAUGGUGCACUCCUGUUUGAUAAACAAACCAUGCUUAGUAAGGUAGGAACCCAUUGAAGGCAGACAGACGUGUUUAUCUGUCUGAACCAAUGCUGUCUUUGUGUCUGCGCCUCCCCAGCCAGCUUCUACUGACCUACAUCCAGACCUGUGUUCCCUAAUCAUCAUCCAAUUCUCUCUCUAUCUAUCGCUACGUCCCUCUGUCAGUCUCUCUGUCUCCCUUCUCUCUGUCAUGCCUGUUUAUCUGGUUCAACACAGGCUUUAUUUUAAUUUUAUUUUGGAAUACCAGAUAUGCUAUUUUCCUAUUUGCAAAAAUAAAAAAGCAAAAAAUGAAA